CGAUUCAGUGUGAGGUUCGAUUUCAAGCCACGACUCGCUUUUUCGCCCUCCAUAUUCUCUCUUUUUCUUGGCACAUUUUGAAUACAGGAGCUGCUUUGACCAUCCAAACAGUGGCUCUGGGUCCUGCUCGCAUACUUGUCUGUUCGUCAGUCUGUCGGUUGUCUCUGGGAACAAAAGCAAGAAGACUCCGGCGAAGGCCUGGCCGAGUCAGCAAUGAACAGAAUGAGACCCUCUUUGGAAAGCGAUCACGUUCCGCUGCUCGACGAGCAAGGGCAGCCCCAACUCGGAGAAAGGGUGUAUAUCGUCUCUCCGCAGCAUGGAAGAGAAAACAGUAUCGCCCAGAGAGCAUGGGCAGCCUUGAAGAGCAUGUUCACGGAGUCCACAGUCAAAGCUACCGCUACCUACCUUCUUGCCACCAGUGCGAUGCUUCCCGAGUUCACGAACAGCAGGCUGCAGGGGUCCAGCUACCUACUGAGCACGGCAGUCAUUUAUUUUCAUCCGGCUCGCACCGUUGGUGCUAUGAUAGAGGCGAUGAUAUGUUGUAUUGUUGGAUUGGGCCUGGGGUUCGUCAUCGCUUCUGGCUGCACGCAAGUUGCCAUUCAUUACCAGGAGGGAGAGCAAAACGAGGUCGAGGCGCACGCCAUAGCGUUAGGGGUGCUUUUCUUGACUACUUUAGCGACGGCAUUCACACGUGCUAAAUACGCAGUGAGGCGACCUGCGAUAGCUACAGGCUGUGCCAUGACGCAUAUCUUGACAUUCGUGACGAUUACACAGAUUUCUACCGAGGAAUCUUUGAAUCACUUGCAGGGCAACAUCUAUCGAACCGCGAUUGCCUUGUCGGCCGGCACUCUAAUCAGCUUCCUGGGAUGUUGCUUAAUCCGACCGCAGACUGCGGCAUCUGUCCUCAGAUCGGACAUUGCGAAAGGCUUCAACACGAUGCGAUCGUUUUUCGAAGCUCUGUCUCACACGUUCUCAUUGGAUGCGGAGUCGAGACUGGAAGCCUUCGUGGAUUCCCCUGCUCCUGGAACCCCGUCUGCUUCCCAUGACGACGUUGCGAUCGACCUUCAAUCCCUCACAUCAAAGCACGAUCAACUGGAAAAGUCGCUGAAAGACAAUCAGGAGAUGCUACUGCGACUAAGCAAAUCUCGAUUCGAAGUGAACUUUGAGCCCACGACGAGCGUGUUCUUGCACAGGCAUCAGUUUCGUUCCAUCUUUGACUCCUCGGAGCGACUCUGCCAGCAUUUGGGUGGUCUGCAGGCGAGCAUCACCGAGGUUGACCGGAUAAUAGCGCAGCAGGAGGACAAUGAGGCAUUAGUCCAGUUCAUGACGGCAAUGGGGAAGUCUCUGCGUCAACUUGUGGUGACCUGCAAGCAGAGUCUUGCUUUUUUGGAGACGAUAUUCAGCAGCCCGUCGCGGAACGCCCGUGACGCUGACUAUGUGCUGCCCGCACUGGAGAAUCUGUUCGAGAAGCUUGGAGCUGCCCUUGACGAGUUCGACGAGAAUCAGAGACGCGUACUGGUUCACAUCUACCAAAAUGUGCAUGAGGACGUCUUCCUCCUCUUUUUCUUCGUCUUUGAACUGAUGGAGGUCGGCAAAGAGCUGGCGCGGCUAGUCGUAGCUGUCGAGGAGCUCAAGCGCGAAGUGCUCGACCGACGGCGGAUGGGAAAAAUGCGCUGGUUGUUUCGCUCGGUGUGGAUUCAUUGGAAGGACAAAGAGGUCAAAAAGGCACCACGACAGCAAUUAUACGACCGCCCAACAAAACGAUCUGGCAAGGAGGGCAGAAGGAUCUCUCGUGGGUUCUCCAUGCCAGCCGCUCUCACCCUCGAUGACGACGAAGAUCAGUCCGAAAAGAAACCGUUGGCGCUACGAAUUUGGACGCUCUUCUCUUCUUUCAAAGACUUCGAAGCAAAGUUUGCACUCAAGACCGCAUUGGUCGUGUCUCUACUUUCCGUACCUGCCUUCAUAGACAGCACACAGCCUACUUUCUACGAUUUCCGAAUGCACUGGGCCCUGGUUUCAUUCGUCACAGUCAUGACACCAUCCGUUGGCGGGACCAACGCCGCAGGAUUAUGGCGCCUAGCCGGGACGUUCGGUGGGAUCGCAGCUGCGAUAAUAUCAGGGAUGCUGUUUCACGAUAAUGCGAUAGGGAUGCUGUUGAUGAGCGCUUUUUUUGGAUUCAUCGGGAUGUACGUCUUUCUGGAGACGGCGUAUCCCAGAAUCGGCCAGAUCUUUCUCUUUACUUUCAACAUCAUUCUGCUCAAUGAUUUCACGGGACAAGUAGACCCCGUUUCCGGAAAAGAUUACACCAUAUAUGAGAUUGCACUACGUCGGGGCUUCUCAGUAACGAUCGGCAUUCUGAUCGGACUGUUUGUGUCUUACUACAUCUGGCCGUUCACGGCAAGGAAGGCCUUACGGAUUGGGCUGUCAAAUACGAUUUUCGACAUUGGAUCCUUAUAUUCUCGUCUGAUUGGCUUAUUCAACUCCUCGGCACUUCCAUCACGGACAGAUCUACACGAGUUCCUCGAAGAAGAAUUUGCGCUUCGCGUGUCGCUUGCGGAGUUGCGUACCUUUCUGCAGGAUGCGGUACAUGAGCCAAGAUUGAAAGGCGCCUUUCCCAAAGAGCAAUAUGGACAAAUGAUCGAUUCCUGCACACGGGUCCUGGAUCGACUUGUUUCCAUGCGGUUUGGUUUAACGAAAGCAGGAUUCACUUCAAUCCGUGCCAGCUUCAUCGCACCCGUCCAGGAGAAGCGACAGCGCAUGAUCGGCACAAUCCUUCUCUACUUCUACCUAAUCUCCGGCGCCCUCCUCCUCCGCUUCCCGUUGCCACCACAACUCCCCGACGCCCGCGGAGACCGCGAAGCUCUCAUCAACGCGAUUCGAACACUACCGGCCGUGCAGCCGCGCGUCGUGGCAGAGGUGGAAGAUCCGGCGUACAUUUAUUAUUAUGCGUAUGUGAUGGGGAUGGAUGAUGUGGUGAGGGAGCUGGAGAAUCUGGGUCGGGUGUGUUGUCAGUUGUUUGGGGUUAUGGCGCUGGGAGGGCCGAAUGCGGAUUCCGAGGAGGCGGCGAAGGAGUGGGAUACGGAGGAUUGAGUCAGCAUUCACGUUUUUGCACAAGGGUGGGGUACCGCGUUAGGGAAGUGAAGAGCUUAGACAUUGCGAGGGAUGAGAGCAAGCAACCAU
This is a messenger RNA of Fimicolochytrium jonesii, 3180 nucleotides long. Its product is annotated as Fusaric acid resistance protein-like-domain-containing protein. Bases 214 to 3090 code for a protein of 958 amino acids. NCBI's taxonomy places the organism in Eukaryota, Fungi, Chytridiomycota, Chytridiomycetes, Spizellomycetales, Powellomycetaceae. The transcript has 12 exons. The record is from RefSeq and is a predicted model, not a curated record.